AUGGAGAACAAGACUUGUAAUGGAAACGAGGACGGUCCAAAACAUAGCCAAGUGGUGAAGAUAAAGGAGGAGUUUGAGAAGAUAAGGCAACCAUCGCUGCAGCAACCGGAGAUGAGGAGGGUUCUUAGCGAGAUCAAGAGGCGUCAACGUUCACGUUCUCCACUUGGACUAGGGGAGAGAUCUAUUUCCGUUGGGAAUUGA
Messenger RNA from Arabis nemorensis, 201 nucleotides. Lineage: Eukaryota; Viridiplantae; Streptophyta; Magnoliopsida; Brassicales; Brassicaceae. The record is from the annotation of a GenBank genome assembly.